Molecule: messenger RNA, 1750 nt
Organism: Cotesia glomerata
Lineage: Eukaryota; Metazoa; Arthropoda; Insecta; Hymenoptera; Braconidae
Gene: RagC-D
Product: ras-related GTP-binding protein C
Exons: 5
Coding region: 260-1591 (443 amino acids)
Biological process (GO): cellular response to starvation; positive regulation of TOR signaling; regulation of autophagy
Cellular component (GO): nucleus; lysosome; Gtr1-Gtr2 GTPase complex
Molecular function (GO): GTP binding; GTPase activity
Source: RefSeq, a predicted model, not a curated record
GUCAUGAGGGGCGAAAUUAUUUUAUCCCAAUAAGUGCAAGUGUAUUUAUACUAAUAAUAGUAUAUAUAUGUGUGUAUAUAAUUUAUAAAGUAUAAGUGCAGUAAGACAAAUUUAUUAAUUAAUUUAUCUGGUAAUAAGUGACUAAUGUGUCAGUACUAAAGAUACGAUGGAAUAAAUUUAAUUUGAUUUUCAUGUGAUCUAACAUAUUUAUAAACAUUACUAAUUUGUUUAUAUUUUUUGGAGUUUGUCUCGAUUAAAUAUGUCUAAUAUGGAUGACGAUGAUCAGUAUCAGGGAGGUUAUGACGUCGGGUCAUUCCCUCAAGAUUUUGGCUACCCACCGUUUGUUGACGGUGAUGAGACCACAGAAGAUUCCGCUACUAAUUUAUUGUUAGCUGGCGAACAAAAACCUCGGAUAUUAUUGAUGGGUCUUAGGAGGAGUGGAAAAUCGUCAAUUCAAAAAGUUGUCUUUCACAAAAUGUCACCAAACGAGACACUAUUUCUCGAGAGUACAAACAAAAUAAUAAAAGACGACAUAAGCAACUCGAGCUUUGUACAAUUUCAAAUAUGGGAUUUUCCUGGUCAAAUAGAUUUUUUCGACCCGAAUUUCGACAGCGAGAUGAUUUUCGGGGGCUGUGGAGCACUCGUUUUCGUAAUUGAUGCCCAAGAUGAUUACAUGGAAGCGUUAAACAAACUUCAUUUGACUGUGACGAAAGCUUAUAAAGUCAAUCAGGCUAUAAAAUUUGAAGUUUUUAUUCACAAAGUCGAUGGGCUGUCGGAUGACUACAAAAUGGAAACACAAAGAGACAUUCAUACUCGAGCUAACGAUGAUUUAUUAGACUCUAAUUACGAUCAAAUUCAUUUGAGCUUUCAUUUGACCUCCAUUUACGAUCACAGUAUUUUUGAAGCCUUCAGUAAAGUUGUACAGAAGCUUAUUCCUCAACUACCGACACUUGAGAAUCUUUUGAAUAUUUUAAUAUCGAACUCGGGAAUAGAAAAGGCUUUUUUGUUCGACGUCGUUUCAAAAAUUUACAUCGCUACAGACAGUUCUCCAGUAGACAUGCAAAGUUAUGAACUCUGUUGUGAUAUGAUAGAUGUUGUUAUUGAUGUGUCUUGUAUAUACGGUCUUAGGGAAGAUUUAGACGCAGCGGCCUUCGACAAUCAAAGCUCAAGUUUGAUAAAACUUAACAAUGGAACAAUACUCUAUUUACGUGAAGUCAAUAAAUUCCUUGCACUAGUUUGUAUACUCCGAGAGGACAAUUUUGACAGACAAGGAGUGAUAGAUUACAACUUUCUGUGCUUUAGAAAAGCUAUUCAACAAGUGUUUGAAUUACGCAAUAAAACGUCAGAUACUAAUGACCACUCACCAUCUUCACCGUCAUCAGUACCACCCGCACCACCACUACCUCCUGCAGAAUCUCCCUCGUUGUCACCUACUAGUAAUAACGAACCCGCGGUCGGGAGUACCACCACGACACCACCAAUCAGUGCUUUAUCGCUGGCAUCUAACACAAAUCCUGCAGCAGCUUCCAUCAAUCAGCCUGCGGUGGGAAAUCUUAACCAGAACGGAUCUAUUGCCAUCGCACAAAAUUAGUUUAUUCUUUUUGUUAUGUUGUACUUUUAUUUUAUUUUUUGAUGUUUUUUCUUGUAAUAAUUUUGCUAUUUGUUAGCUGAAAGGAAUUUAUAGUUUUUUAUAUGAAGUAAACGGAAAGAACAAGAUAACACUGGAUAUCAUCCCAGAUUAUACUGAGUG